AUGGCCGUCCCUCGACAAUGCCUUCAUAUUGCCGCGCGUUAUGGUCUCAUCAUCCAAAGACGUGCCAUAUCCUCACUUUCUAGCACAAAGCCGAAAACCGACUCGCUCGGAAUACCGUUGCGACCUACCUGGUCCGUAAACGACCUCUUGUCGUCCUAUCCCACCCCGAGUGUCAACCAUGCGGAGCUCGAGCAGCUGCACAAGCUCUCUGCUCUCAAAAUACCUGAGAAGGACUCUGACGAAUAUCACAAACUCAAGGGCGACUUGGAGGAACUCGUUCGACUCGUCGAGGCCGUGAAAUUGGUGGACACGGAAGGAGUUGAGUUAGCGGAAGCAGUGGUAUCGGCCGACAUACCCCCGGAGGAAGAAACACAAGAACAUACACCUCGUGGAAGGGGACUACUAGAAUACGCGCACCGUGUGAAGGAGGAGUUCUAUGUCGUUGAUACAGAUGCUCGCCAAUGA
Messenger RNA from Pleurotus ostreatus (oyster mushroom), 465 nucleotides. RefSeq lists its product as uncharacterized. Gene Ontology annotation, biological process: regulation of translational fidelity. Bases 1 to 465 code for a protein of 154 amino acids. NCBI's taxonomy places the organism in Eukaryota, Fungi, Basidiomycota, Agaricomycetes, Agaricales, Pleurotaceae. The transcript has a single exon. The record is from RefSeq and is a predicted model, not a curated record.